AGCAGCUCUGCUUCCUUCCUUCCUUCCUUCCUUCCUCUCCUCGGCCCGGUGUCCGCGGGACCGCGCACGACCACGACCAUUGCGUGGUGCAGCUGCAUCGGAGAGAAGAGUCGGGAGGAGAAGGUCCGGGCGGAGGCUCAGCUGCGGGAAACCAUGAGCGGGAAGGACGCGGCCGUGGAUAAGAUCAUCACAGAAGCGAUGGCCAACCCUUCGCCUGCGAAGAGCAUGGGUGACCCGGGGAUCACGCCGCUGUCACCCUCACACACUCAGCAGAGCGACACGGAGGAGAUGCAGUCCGGCCCGUCCUGCGUGGUGGUGGUAGCCAUCGACUUCGGCACCACCUCCAGCGGCUACGCCUACGCCUUCACCAAGGAGCCGGAGUGCAUCCACACCAUGAGGCGCUGGGAGGGCGGAGACCCAGGGGUGUCCAAUCAGAAGACUCCAACCACCAUCCUCCUGACUCCAGACAGGAAGUUCCACAGCUUUGGAUACGCAGCCCGGGAUUUCUACCACGACCUGGACCCCAGCGAGUCCAAACACUGGCUCUACCUGGAGAAGUUCAAGAUGAAGCUCCACACCACUGCAAACCUGUCCAUCAACACGGACCUCCACGCAGCCAACGGGAAGCGAGUGAAAGCUCUGGACAUCUUUGCUUACGCACUGGCCUUCUUCAAGGAGCAAGCAUUAAAGGAGCUGAGCGACCAGAUGGGAGCCGACUUCGACAACAACGACGUGCGAUGGGUCAUCACAGUUCCUGCCAUCUGGAAAAUGCCUGCAAAGCAGUUCAUGAGAGAAGCUGCGUAUAAGUCCGGGCUGGUGUCCCGGGAGAACCCGGAGCAGCUGAUCAUCGCCCUGGAGCCCGAGGCCGCCUCCAUCUACUGCCGCAAGCUGCGGCUGCACCAGAUGGUGGACCUGGCCACGCAGAACACCCACAACGGCUGCAGCCCCACCGACAACGCCGGGGCGGGGAUGACCCAAGUAGUGUCUCCAGGCCAUGCCAAGGAGCAUGUCCGCCGCAACCGACAGAGCCGCACCUUUUUGGUGGAAAAUGUCAUAGGGGAGCUUUGGUCGGAGCUGGAAGAAGGUGACCGGUAUGUGGUUGUGGACUGUGGCGGUGGAACCGUGGACCUGACUGUCCAUCAGAUUCGUCUUCCAGAGGGACAUCUGAAAGAGCUCUACAAGGCCUCGGGCGGACCCUACGGCUCCAUCGGGAUCGACUAUGAGUUUGAGAAGUUGCUGUGUAAGAUCUUCGGCCAGGAUUUCGUGGACCAGUUUAAGAUAAAGAGGCCGGCCGCCUGGGUGGACCUGAUGAUCGCCUUCGAGUCCCGGAAGAGAGCGGCGGCCCCCGACAGGACCAACCCCCUCAACAUCAACCUGCCCUUCUCCUUCAUCGACUACUACAAGAAGUUCCGGGGCCACAGCGUGGAGCACGCCCUGCGCAAGAGCAAUGUGGACUUCGUUAAGUGGUCGUCUCAGGGGAUGCUGAGGAUGAGUCCAGACGCCAUGAAUUCCCUCUUCAAACCCACCAUAGACCACAUCAUCCAACACCUCACCGAGCUCUUUGACAAACCCGAGGUGAACGACAUCAAGUUCCUGUUCCUGGUUGGGGGUUUUGCUGAGUCGGCGCUGCUGCAGCAGGCGGUGCAGAACAUGCUGCAGGGCCGCAGCCGCAUCAUCAUCCCCCACGACGUGGGCCUGACCAUCCUGAAGGGCGCCGUGCUGUUCGGCCUGGACCCCAGCGUCAUCAAGGUGCGGCGGUCCCCGCUCACGUACGGGGUGGGCGUGCUCAACCGCUUCGUGGAGGGCAAGCACCCGCCGGAGAAGCUGCUGGUGAAGGACGGCACGCGCUGGUGCACCGACGUCUUCGACACCUUCAUCUCCGCCGACCAGUCGGUGUCGCUGGGCGAGAGCGUGAAGCGCAGCUACACCCCGGCCAAGCCGUCCCAGCAGGUCAUCAUCAUCCACGUCUACUGCUCGGAGCGGGAGAGCGCGGGCUUCAUCAGCGAGCCGGGGGUCCGGAAGUGCGGGACGCUCCGCCUGGACGUGAGCGGCACGGAGAGCACGGCGCCGCGCCGCGAGAUCCAGACGCUCAUGCAGUUCGGCGACACGGAGAUCCGAGCCAUGGCGGUGGACGUUUCCACCGGACGCACCGUCAAAGCCAGCAUUGACUUCCUGGGCCACUAAGUAGGUGCCGGAGUUCCCGCCGGGAACGCCCGGAGCCAGCGGGAAUAAACCAGCUUGCACAUAUAACCAGAACAAGCUCGGGGCGUCUGCUGGAACCUGGUGAAUGUCCAUGAAUCUUAACGCUCAGUCGCUCUGAUUUGAAGUAUAAUGAUAGAUGUUAAAAGUAAAGCUUCAGCUUAAAUUUAGACUAACUGUAGCAUCCAUCACACAGCAACGAGUAGUCUGAGUAGAACAGGUUUGUUUGCAGUGUGUACGUCCGUCCAUCUCUGACUAGGUUUACAUGCAGUCAAUAACGCUUUCCUAACCGGAAUAUUAGCAAUAACCCGGUUACACGGCCAUGUAAAAACCCCAAUAUGAGCCCUGGGUUACUCCUUUUAAAACCUGAAUAUUGGGUCAUGUAAACACCAAACAGAAUAUCCCCAUCAAACGGAACAGGAAUUUGUUUUCUGCACAUGCUCUGUUCACAAGGAAUCCUGGUCUUUUGAGUCCAGGAAGUUCUUCUAAACACGGAGAAACCAAGACCAGGAGGAGACUAAUCACUUCAUAAAUGUAAUGAAGGAUAUGAACAUUUCUGCAUUUGUAGACGGUAGAAAGUACCGGGAUAGAAGAUUUAGAAGAAGGUGAGAGAAAAGUUGCACGAAGCAGCAUUUGUACGAACGCCAGACCAGAUCAAGCUCCGCUGGAAGACGCUGGAAAAGGCGAACUACAGGCCGAGAAACAAAACAACUUCUACUGCUGUUCAUUAUCCGCCGUGCUGCUUGAGUUUGGAUACAGGAAGAAGAAGCAGAAAUGACGGGAAUUGCGUCAUGAUGUUCUCCUGCGUCGCUGGUUUGAUUCAGAUAUCCCAAAUGAUUAAUCACCAUGUAUACAGGGAUAACCCUGUUUGCUCACGCAUGGAAACACAUUAUUCCCAAUGUUUCAGUAACCGGAACAUUGACCUUAACCGGAAUUUUGACUGCAUGUAAACGUAGUCUGUAGUUAAUUUGAUAAGGACUUUCAUAGUUAAAAUAAACAGCAACAUAUUACCCACGGUGAGAGCUUUGGCGAGUCGGGGUAAGAGCUGCAACCCUGCAGGCUGCUGUAGUUCACCGUUAUUGUUUUCUACUCUUAGCCACAAAUCUCUCCAACAUAAUUGAUAUUACAUCACAAUAUACGACUGCAGGCAAACAUGCCUCACUCUCUUUUAUCACAGCAGGUUGUGUCUAAAUGUGUUUUGUAUGAUAAAAGCAUGAAAGGUCAUUAUUAUGACCUGCUCUGAUGAAACUUUGCAUCUCUGUAGAGUUUGGAGGACCAUACCAUUGGUUUUGCAUGAUUCAGCCCUCUUACGUUUUCAACAAAAAUACUUACAAAGGAAGUAAAUUUGGCUUCAGCUUCUCCAUUCCCUGAGAGUGCAGUGACCGUCAGCUUAACAUGUCCGUGUUCUGCUCAUUUCCAGCCAGCUCACCUUUGGUCUCUGGUACCUGUAGAAUAACUUUGAGACCAGCGAUUUUCAAAAAUCUGUUGUUUUUUCUGUUCAACAAAGUUUAAGAGGCUCCCCCUAAAAACGAGCAGAGGCGGCUGAACUAUUUGUGAUGGCUUGAGUUCCUGAUGGGCGUGAGCCAAGCUUUCACCAGAUCAGCAUCAUUAAUGCUAUGUGUUCAAUUUUCAUGUUAGAAUAGAAUAGAAUACUUUAUUGUCGUUAUACACGGGUACAGUGAGAUUAAAAGCAGCAUCAGCUCUCCGGUGCAGGACAGUGCAAAGAGAUAAGAAAUAUAAGAAAUAUUAAAAGGUUAAGGUGCAUUUUGAAUGGUGAAAUCAAGACCUGAGAUCCUAUAUACAGAUAAUAACAUAACUACACAUGUGGAGAAAUAUUGCAUAUAGGCCGGGAAAAAGUAUUGUACGGUAAAAGAAACAAAAAAAAACAGUAAUGAAGACAUUCACAUAUUGUUCAGGGUGAUUAUGGCUUAAUGAAUUAUUAACCCCUCAAAUCCUUCCACGUCGAGUGCAGAAUUUGUCCAGAACCGCUUGCCCUUGCUGGCGUGAGACGUAGCAUACAGGACUGUCUCAGAAAAUUAGAAUAUUGUGAUAAAGUUCUUUAUUUUCUGUAAUGCAAUUACAAAAACAAAAAUGUCAUACAUUCUGGAUUCAUUACAAAUCAACUGAAAUAUCAGAAUCAGAAUCAGCUUUAUUGACAGUUUAGAAAAACAAUGUAUUUGACUUUGGAUACACAGGCGGCCACAGGAUGGUAUUGUGCGCCUGUUUUUCCAAGGGUAACA
This is a messenger RNA of Cololabis saira (Pacific saury), 4439 nucleotides long. It is a transcript of the gene hspa12a, whose product is annotated as heat shock protein 12A. Lineage: Eukaryota; Metazoa; Chordata; Actinopteri; Beloniformes; Belonidae. The transcript has 13 exons. The coding region runs from base 154 to 2184 and encodes 676 amino acids. The record is from RefSeq and is a predicted model, not a curated record.